AUGAAAAAUCUUUGUUUAUGCAUCCAUCACUUCUCCAUUCGCCUUACGCGUGGCUAUACGUGUUAACUCUAAUCUAGGUUACUUUAUUAACCAUCAAGCUAUCACUAGUAUAUAUAGAAAUUCCCACCUCCUCCUCGAGUUGGUGUAGCGUAGCUGAGUGAUUUGUAGUGGUGUUUUAAAUCCUUCGGAUUGGAAUUCUCUUGGUAAGUGUGUGUUUUUGAGUUUUUUGGGUGUGAGAAGAGAGUGAAUAAGAGAUAUGGGACUCUCCCAUUACCCUAGUCCAGCUGAAGGAAUGUUACCGGUGAUAGUUAUGAAUACAGUUGUGUCAGUUGCUUUGCUCAAGAAUAUGGUAAAAUGGGUCAUUCAAGUAAUGAUUGGAAUUGAAAAUCCAUCGUCAAAUUUCGAAGAGGAAAACACUACAAAUGAAGUAGUCCAAUUGUCAGAGAAUAGAAAAAUAUCGGUUACACUUUAUAAAUCUUUAUGCGAUGAAAGAUCUUCUAGAGUUUGCAAAAGCAGUAGUGAUGAUGAUAACAAUAGUAAUAGUAGUUUUAGGUUAUGUUCAGUUGUAGAAUGUUGCGUUUGUCUCCAUAAGUUUAAAGCAAAUGAAGAAGUCAGUGAAUUGUCUUGUAACCAUUUCUUUCAUAAGGGUUGCUUGAAGAAAUGGUUAGAUCACAGACACAGUACUUGUCCUCUUUGUAGAUCUACCCUUUGAAAAUGAAAAGAAAAGAAAAGAAAAGAAAAUUCAAUCCAAA
This is a messenger RNA of Papaver somniferum (opium poppy), 752 nucleotides long. RefSeq names its product probable E3 ubiquitin-protein ligase XERICO. The record is from RefSeq and is a predicted model, not a curated record. NCBI's taxonomy places the organism in Eukaryota, Viridiplantae, Streptophyta, Magnoliopsida, Ranunculales, Papaveraceae. Bases 257 to 712 code for a protein of 151 amino acids. The transcript has a single exon.